Molecule: messenger RNA, 1124 nt
Organism: Dalotia coriaria
Lineage: Eukaryota; Metazoa; Arthropoda; Insecta; Coleoptera; Staphylinidae
Product: translation initiation factor eIF2 assembly protein-like
Exons: 4
Coding region: 59-856 (265 amino acids)
Cellular component (GO): cytoplasm
Source: RefSeq, a predicted model, not a curated record
CGCCCUCUAUGAUUAAUAUUUCGUUAUUCCAUAAGAUUAUAACCCACAAAUCGCAAAUAUGCUGGAAGCAAGAGGUCUUAAAGAUUUUUCCAUCUCUACUUGGUAUGAGAUCUUCAAAGAUGUCGCGUUGAAGACAAUUAUUAUUAACAUUCCAAAUGAACUUCUUGAGAAGCUGCGAGCAGACACUGGAGAAAUGAAAAUUGAAGAAGUGUGCAAUGAAGAUUAUCUUAAUCAUGUAAAAAAUACCAUUCUAAGCUUCAAUGGGAAGGCUUUUGUUAAAAGUAACUGGCAUGCUCCAAUUGAUGCUAAAUUUGCCAGUUUGGGUUAUUCACUGACAGUGACCAACAUUGAUGAUCUCUUGGUAUACUUUGCAUCAUCUGAGAUUAUUAUGCAUGAUUUCUCACAUAAUAAUGUGGAUUCUUUUUGCAUUGCUCUGAAACCAUGGAUUAAUAUUCAUCCAGCUUCAGAGUUCAGAUGCAUUGUGAUCAACAACAUCUUGCAAGGUAUUACACCUAGAGAUUGGCCAACAUUUUAUGCACAUUUCUGUGAGGAUGGACCUAAUAUCAUCAGAGCACUGACUGAUUUUUACAAACAAAACAUUUAUGAGAAGUUUAGCAGGAAAACUUAUACUUUUGAUGUGAUUCUAAACUUUCCUGAAAAUGUGACAUUGUUGGAUUUCGGCCCGUUGAACAACAAAACGAAUUUGUAUGCGUUUUCCUGGAAGGAAAUUCAAGCCAUCAUUAAAAAGAACUCCAAUCAAGAGGUUCCACCUGUUUUUCGUUAUUUGGAGAGUGAUAUGGGUAUCAUGACAAGGAGUGAAGCACUUCAUAAAAUCACCCAGUCACAAUUAACUUAAUUUUCGUUUUUAUGCGAAAAAUAUAAUUGGAUGCAUUUAUUUGAGUUAGAAAAUCGAUGUAUUAUUAUAUUAACUGUUACAAUGUUGCACUGUGUAGGUGUAGAGUUGAAGAAGUGAUGAAUAUUUAAUGUAAAAGACAAAUUUUGGUAAGCAGGGUGAUUUACACAGGAAAUUUCAUAAAAAAAUAAUAGAUACUCAAAUGUAUUUGUUUAAAUGUGUUAUAUCAGUGUACAACUUACUGAUACAGUAAAUAAAUGUUAAAUAAUGA